Komagataella phaffii GS115 is the source of this 1308-nucleotide messenger RNA. RefSeq names its product Essential, non-ATPase regulatory subunit of the 26S proteasome lid. Lineage: Eukaryota; Fungi; Ascomycota; Pichiomycetes; Pichiales; Pichiaceae. The record is from RefSeq and is a predicted model, not a curated record. Gene Ontology annotation, molecular function: protein binding; structural molecule activity. The transcript has a single exon. Gene Ontology annotation, biological process: ubiquitin-dependent protein catabolic process. The coding region runs from base 1 to 1308 and encodes 435 amino acids. Gene Ontology annotation, cellular component: proteasome regulatory particle, lid subcomplex.
AUGUUCUUCUUGCGAAAUCUAGCUUCCAUGUCUACUCCACCCAUUGAAGAAGCAAGAAAGGCCCUUGAGUCUGGAGAUUUUUCGAAUGCAGAGAAGAUUUACCAGGAGAUACUACUGGUGAAAAAUGGAGAAAGUCAGUCGUCCUCGUCAAAGGAACAACUUGUUCAGAAGCAAGAACAAUCCAUACUGGAAUUAGGUCAAUUGUACAAGGACCAUAACAAAAAGCAAGAACUUGUUAAUUUGAUUCCGAAAUCUAGAGCUAUAAUGGGUUCCUUUGCAAAGUCUAAAACUGCCAAAAUAACCAAACAUUUAAUAGAUCUUGUGGAAAGUUUACCAGAUUCGCUGGACCUGUCUAUCGAAAUCACUAAGGACUGUAUUGCCUGGGCUGUGGAAGAGAAACGUUCAUUCUUACGUCAGUCAUUACAAUUAAGACUAGCAUCACUCUACUAUCGGAAAACAAGCUUCUUAGAUUCCAUUGCCAUCAUUGACAAGUUAUUGAAAGAAUUCAAAAGAUUGGAUGAUAAAUCCUCAUUGGUAGAAGUCCAACUUUUAGAAGCCAAGAACUACUUAUCUCUGAAAAACUUUGCCAAAUCCCGAGCUUGCCUCACCUCAGCCAGAACAUCAGCGAAUUCUAUUUACUGCCCUACUCAGUUGCAAGCUGAAUUGGACUUGAUGAGUGGUAUACUGCAUGCAGAGGACAAGGAUUUCAAGACUGCGUUUUCUUACUUCUACGAAUCGCUCGAAAACUUUGCGUUACAUGAUGAUGAAUCGAAGAGCAUAAUAGUUUUGAAGUAUAUGUUACUCUCGAAGAUUAUGCUCAAUCUCGUUGAUGAUGUUGUUCAGUUGUUGAAGAACAAAACUAUUUCCAAGUAUACAAAUAAUAGAGACAUCGAAGCCAUUAGGGAAGUGUCAAAAGCCCAUGACAAUCGUUCUUUAAGAGAGUUUGAAGAAUGUCUAAGAAUUUACAAUCAAGAACUAGCUCAAGAUCCAAUUGUUAAGUCUCACAUCAUGGAUCUUUACAACUCACUCUUUGAGCAGAAUUUGCUCAAGCUAAUAGAACCUUAUUCAGUAGUUGAGGUUUCAUACCUAGCCCAACAAAUCGGUCUAUCCACAAAGGUGGUGGAGAAUAAAUUAGGACAGAUGAUUCUAGAUAAGGUUUUUUUUGGCGUUCUUGAUCAAGGUAAUGGGUGGCUGAUAAUCUACGAAGAAUCGCAGGCUGACAAGAGUUACGAAAUAAGCUUAGACCUGAUCAAAAAUAUGUCCAAGGCUGUUGAUUUGUUGUAUGAGCGAGCAUCAACUUUGAAUUAA